Molecule: messenger RNA, 2082 nt
Organism: Fusarium graminearum PH-1
Lineage: Eukaryota; Fungi; Ascomycota; Sordariomycetes; Hypocreales; Nectriaceae
Exons: 3
Coding region: 60-1418 (452 amino acids)
Biological process (GO): protein N-linked glycosylation
Cellular component (GO): Golgi membrane
Molecular function (GO): glycosyltransferase activity
Source: RefSeq, a predicted model, not a curated record
UAACACAGUUCGCGGGCUAAUCACCAAGCUCGCCCCCUCUAGGUACUCCAGGACCUUCCAUGCCCCUUUCGAGAAGCCCUUCACCUGUCCCUGGUGGUGGCUGGUCUAGUCCGGGUUUAAGUCUCGACAGCGGAAAAUCAACUCCUGCAGCUGUGAGCGGCGGACCUGUUGUGUGGGAAUCGGCCAAAAUGCGACCUCAUACCUCGAGCACGUUUUCUUCCUUCUCAACUCAAAACAAGGGUUUCUUCAGCAGACACAUGCGACGACUAUCGAGCAGUCUCCCACAAUUCCAAGGACAGCGCGAUGGUUGGAAGGAGAAGCGUGGACGAGGGCCACGAUGGAUUCGAAAAGUGCCGUUUGCCGGCAGGAUACGAUCGAUCUAUGGACGAAUGGGAAGGAGGCUCAAAAUGAUUCUGCUCUUUAUCCUGGUAGCGACUCUCUGCUACACUAUUUUUUACACAACUCCCCUUGCCUACUACUGGCGAAGAUCGUUUGGUGGCGGUAACAAGUUCGUCAUCAUCCUGGGCGCAAACGUCGGUGGAGGUGUGAUGGAGUGGAAGGGCGCCCGAGAAUGGGCUAUUGAGCGAGACAGCGUGCGAAACAAGCGAAAAUACGUCAACCGAUGGGGCUAUGACUUGGAGAUUGUCGACAUGAGCACCAAGAAGAAGUAUGCGCACGAAUGGCGAGAGAGUUGGGAGAAGGUUGAUUUCGUCCGCUCAACUUUGAGGAAAUACCCCAAGGCGGAAUGGGUAUGGUGGUUGGAUUUGAACACCUUUGUGAUGGAACCCUCAGUGUCACUUCAAGACCACAUCUUCAACCAGCUUGAGCAAGUAACCGAGCGCGACAUCAACUACUUCAACCCUCGCAACAUCUCGCAUCCGCUCACCGAAUCCUACCUCGACGAGAUCUCGCGGAGCCCUGUCGGAGAUGGUAAUGCCAACUCGAUCAACAUGCUUAUGACGCAGGAUUGUGCUGGCUUUAACUUGGGCUCAUUCUUCAUGCGACGCAGCGAAUGGACUGAUCGACUCCUUGACGUGUGGUGGGACCCAGUCACCUACGAGCAGAGGCACAUGCAGUGGGAGCACAAAGAGCAAGAUGCGCUGGACCAGCUGUAUCAGACACAACCAUGGGUUCGCAAGCACAUCGGCUUCUUGCACCAGCGGAAGAUUAACAGUUUCCCACCUGGAGCUUGCAAUCCCGACGGCGGUCCUAAGAACCCGCACAUCCAUUAUGACGAGAACCAACGCGACUUCUUGGUCAACAUGGCAGGAUGUGAAUGGGGUCGCGACUGCUGGGGCGAGAUGUACUACUAUCGCGAAUUCAGCUACUGGCUCAACCGCAAUCCUUGGGAGCGAUUCAAGGAGGAUCUCAUUGCGGUUAUCUGGUUCAAACUCACUGGUCAGAAGGUCAAGUUGUGAAGAGCAUUUGAAUGAGUUUCUGAGUUGAACGAUGCCACGAUACAAUGCAACGAAGGACGCUAUUACUCGAAUAUAGACGCAUCAGCUUUUCGACAUGCAUGAUUACACGGAGAUGAUGGACACGAAAGCAGUCGACACUACGUGCGACUGUGUCGAUGUUCGCCUCGGAGUUCUGUACAUGAUUUACUUUUUACUCGACUGCAUAUACCCACUUAGACGAAGCAUUAUAAAGAACACUGCGAAAGCCCCAAGAGAUGAAGGAGGGGAUUCUCGGCUUACAAUUCGAUGGGAUGGUUUAGACCUGGGGAAGAUGAGUUCUCUUCACGUACCAUUACUUUUUUGAGAUGAGAUGAAAGGAUGUUUAGAAAUAUGAAAGGGAUGCAAAGGGGUAUGUAUGGUUUCAUGUAUACACCAAUCAAAGAUUUGUUGGCCAGCAUCAUCUUUCAUCGGCCCAAAAGAAAUGUUUACUAUGAAUAAAGACCUAAUGUUGAAAGUUUGUUUGAUGAAACUAGCUGGACUCUCUGGUGAUUCUUCGUAUUCUUGCGUGACUGAUAAUAAAGCUGAUGCAGUGCUUGUUUCAGGGCGAUCUUGCGGGCUUAAUAGCUGCUGCAGAUAACGCCAUGUGAAAGUUUAAGUAUCGGCAGAUCAUGCUAUGUAGGUGAAA